AGUUCACUCUACGUUUCUCCUUGCUGCAAUGGCGGACGUGUCAGAGAGGACGCUGCAGGUGUCCGUGCUAGUGGCUUUCGCCUCUGGAGUGGUCCUCGGCUGGCAAGCGAAUCGGCUGCGGAGGCGUUACCUGGACUGGAGGAAGCGGAGGUUGCAAGACAAGCUGGCGACAACUCAGAAGAAGCUGGACCUGGCCUGAGCGCGCGCGGCGGCCCAAGCCCUCCGGGUCCUCACUCCCCAAAUCCCACGCGGCCCGGAUUCGCUUGUCGAAAAUGGAUAAAAAGCACUGGAAAGAAAGCAUUUCUUCUUGCACUUUAUGAAUCUAUUUUUAAAAUAAAAAGAUUAAACAAC
This is a messenger RNA of Microtus oregoni (creeping vole), 351 nucleotides long. RefSeq names its product mitoregulin. Gene Ontology annotation, cellular component: mitochondrial inner membrane. The transcript is spliced from 2 exons. The coding region runs from base 29 to 199 and encodes 56 amino acids. NCBI's taxonomy places the organism in Eukaryota, Metazoa, Chordata, Mammalia, Rodentia, Cricetidae. The record is from RefSeq and is a predicted model, not a curated record. Gene Ontology annotation, biological process: positive regulation of mitochondrial membrane potential.